Messenger RNA from Rotaria sp. Silwood2, 846 nucleotides. NCBI's taxonomy places the organism in Eukaryota, Metazoa, Rotifera, Eurotatoria, Philodinida, Philodinidae. The record is from the annotation of a GenBank genome assembly.
AUGUUUUUUCAAACUUGGGUUCGAUAUUAUCCAUGGAUUGAUUUGACAAAACCAGAUGCAUUUAGAUUAAAUGCUGUUAAUGUUUAUGAACAAACAGAACCAAAUGUUAGAAUUGGAAUAUGGUAUAUAUUGCCAUUCACUAUCACUAUUGAUCAUAGUUUAUCAACACUUGCUGAUCAUCUUAAACAAUAUGUCAAAUCUGAUGACCUUCCUAUAAUUAUAUAUUUACAUGGACAAGAUGGUACAAGAGCAACACAUUAUCGAUCAAAUCAUUAUAGAGUAAUGAGUGCUUUUGGUAAUCACAUUAUUACUCUUGAUUAUCGUGGUUAUGGUGAUUCAACUGUUUGUCCUGAAAAUCCAGUAACUCUAUGGGGUCAUUCAAUGGGUACUGGUGUUGCAUUGUGGACAAUGAAUGAUUUAUUUCAAAACUAUCCUAAUUUAAAAAAACCAUCAGGUCUUGUACUCGAAGCACCAUUUUAUAAUACAAUUCAAGCUCUUAUUUCAUAUCCAGUUACACGAAUAUUAAAAAUCAAUCCAUAUUUUAUGCAAGCUGCACUUGAUUCUUUAGCAGCUGUUAAAAUCAAUUUUCCAAAUAAUGAAAUUAUUUCAUUCUUACCAUUACCAAUUAUAAUUAUUCAUUCAGAAGAUGAUGCUAUUGUACCUUAUCAUCAUGCUCAAUUAAUUGAAAAUUAUGUUAAAAUUCAUCGUGAGAAAAAUUUACCUUCUGUUCGUCUCAUAACUGUUCCACGUUCAGCAAAUUGUGGACAUAAUCAUAUUUAUUCAUAUCCUAAAUUUCAAGAAUUAGUUAGUGAUAUUGCGUUUCUUAAGCGUUUAUCUUCGUCUUAA